AUUGUUUAACUGUAAGAAAGGCUUUGACAGAGAUAGUUCAGUCUAGUAAACAUCAUGUGUCUCUGCAAAUUAGGAAGUGCAUAGAAAGUGCAACUCAGGUCAGCAGAAGUCCAAAAGCAUUAAAAUGUCAAUUUUAAGAGGAAGUAUAAAUAUUGAGACAACCUAGAAGGGCUUUAAGCUUUGGGAAAGAAAUUUACUGUGAUCAUUGCUCCCAAGAUCUUGUAAAAUUAUUGAACGUAUUAUCUUGAUGUUUAAACAAAAUACUUAGAAGACAAGAAUGUUGUCAUUCAGAAUUUUUUCCACAACAAACAUUACUUGUCAAACAUAUAAUUAAUGAGAAAUGCUGAUCAAGAAUAGCAACUUAUUAACUUUUCCAAAUUCAUCUGUAUGAUUUUAACCAUUUGAAUUAUUUGACCUGAAAUAAUGAUGUAGUUUGCUAUGCAAUGUUAGAGUCAAAUUACUGCUGAAUGUUAAGCUGUAAGCAGAGCAGCUAAUAACUCAUUGAAAAGGAAUCACUUCUGCAAUUGAAACUGCAAACAAUUAUUCAGUAACAUUUCUUUGACUGACUUCAACUUUGACUCCUAAGCUUUUUUCCUCAUACUGUUUAUGGGUCUUAACUGUAACAUCCCUCUUAUGCUAGACAUCAAGUUUAUCACUUUAAAAAGUUUUUUUGUGAUUUAAUACCCAUACUAAACUAUUGUUGGCUCUUAGGAAGAGUCUUAAUAAACAACACUAAUCCCAUCUACUCAAUAAAACAAUGGCAACAGAUUACAAGCAAUGUCAGUAAAUAAAUACAACAAUAAUUGAAUUAUAUGAUGUGUGAGCUUAUAUAUAUAAAUAGUAAUAAAAAUAGAUGUAAAGAAAAUGUGAAGUGGUGCUUACCGUGGCAAAACGUUUUACAAAAAUGUUAACCUGACUCAAAAGGUCCCACCCAGAUGUCUCUACAAUGUUCUGAUGCGGAGAUAUAAGCUUUGUUUAUUCCUUUGCUACGGUACCUCUGUUUGGUUGCUAGGGAGUGAAUUGACUCCACCAGUGAUUAUACUCCAAGCCACAAGUAAAAAGACCCAACCCCCCUUAUGUUCCUUUAGAACAAUUGUCAAAGUGAAAGUGAAAUUGCUUCCCAUUUCUGAUAAAGCUCCUCAACAAACAGGCACAGAAGAUGGGAGAGAUAAUGGAAUCCAUUGAAAGACGAUUUGAGGAAAAUCUUAACAAAAGAAAACUGAAGGAAACGAGCAUUGAUAAAUGUGAUGUCAUAGUGGUUUUAUGCCCCAUUGUUUCUCGUGCUGGAACAGACAUAAGUGCUGCACUGAAUCAACUUGAUAAUGUUAAAAAACAAGUCAUCCUGGUGGUGCUCCAUCACACGUUUGAGAAAGAUAAAACUAUACCAGACAGCAACACUGCUGUAGACAGGGAGAAAACAUUCGUAGUGCACUGUCUGUUCAAUGAGGAUGAGGGAUUACUGCAAUGUCAGAGGAAUGAAGAUGCUUUUGAAAAAACUGGAAAAUACUUAUUAGAGGUGAAAACCUCAUAUGCAUAUUUUAAAGAUCAGGCUGCUGACAUUAAUCUAUUAAAUCAUGAGGGUUCCAAGCCAGACGAGGCCUCAAGAGAAGGCGGCUAUCAGGGCUCUUAUAUGUGUUUUUUUCGUUGCUGUGCCCUUCUUUUUCAUUACUGUGCCCCUCUUUUUCGUUGCUGUGCCACUCUUUUUCGUUGCUGUGCCACUCUUUUUCGUUGCUGUGCCACUCUUUUUCAUUGCUGUGCCACUCCUUUUCGUUGCUGUGACACUCCUUUUCAUUGCUGUGACACUCCUUUUCGUUGCUGUGCCACUCCUUUUCGUUGCUGUGACACUCCUUUUCGUUGCUGUGACACUCCUUUUCGUUGCUGUGACACUCCUUUUCGUUGCUGUGCCACUCCUUUUCAUUGCUGUGACAUUUCUUUUUUAUGCUGUGCCACUCCUUUUCGUUGCUGUGCCACUCAUUUUUGUUGCUGUGCCACUCCUAUUUAAUCAAAUUCUAAUAAUAUCUAUUAUUAUACCAUGGUUCUAUAAAAAAAUCUUUUGUUUUGAAAUAUUAAAAAACAAACAUGUCAUAUCUACAAAUGAUGUUAGAUCCUAAAACUAUGUUUUUGUCUUGUUUCUCUAAAUGAAUAUAUAUAAAUGAACCAUAAAAUUAUAGAAACAGAGAUCUUAAUAAAUAAAGACUAUUUUCAGGCUAUUGUUUAAUCCCACAAUGAAGGUUUAAAUUGUUGCGUAAAAUAAUAAGAUGCAAUUGUCCUACCUUAUGAAAAAUUAUUUAAUUUACAGUUUUUACCAAUUGCUUACACACGUUUUCAAAACUAAGUCUCCUUUUUUCAAAACUCUACACACAAAUCUCAAAACUGCACACACAAAAUGCAAAAUAGCACAUAUCUCCUUCAAAAUGCAACACUGCAUUCAAAAUGCCACAAACACGUGUCAAAAUGAAGCAUUUGCAUCAAAUGGCAAACAUUUCUUUCAAAAUAAUACAUUUUUGGAUAUACCAUGUAAACACUGCUGUUCAAAAUCUAAAGCUCUUUGGUCUUUCAUGGGCUUAUAUCUACAUUUCAAUACAAUGUUCUACAGUGAAAGUAAUCUGCCGAGAGGGGUAAAAAGUACACCGGAGACGCCAAUGCAAUGUAGAAACAGAAAAUAUUUAUUAGUCCAAAUAUUACUGUUGUAUACAUUAGCAUACAACAAAACUAUAAACAUGUAAACCAAAAGUAUAUUCUUUACAGUAGAAUACAGUAAAUUGUGUGUGGGGUCCUGUUCCAGGAAUUGGCAGGGGGGUGCAGAUUGACAAAACAGUGACCUUUGACCUAUUUAUAGGCAUAUCUAUACUACUGUAAAGUAAAGCAGUGAUUGGUUAGUGAUCAGUAAAGCAUUUAGUGUUUGCACAUGUGAGGAGUGUGUCUGUGUGACCUGGUGAAUGAGUGUAGCAUUUUGAUUGGUUGUGUUUGGAAAAGGAAAGCAAGUGACUUCCUCAUAGAUCUUUGUGUUUUAGGUAGAGAAUUGUGUGUAGUGUUUUGAAAAAAGUGUUUUAUGAAAUUGAAAACUGAGUCAAAGGCUGAGAAAUAGCUUAUGGUUUUGAAGAUUUGGCAUGUAGUUUUGCACUUUGAGUGAGAGGUUUUGAAAACCGUGUGACAUGAAAAGAUUUUGUGUGUAACCAAUCGUAAAAAACUGUAAUAUGUACCCCUUCUUAGUUAUGAUUAGAGCACCAGUAAACAAACUGUAAGAAUGAUUAUUACAGUUUUUCUGAAUUGCUAAAACACUAAACCCCAAUCUCUGAACCAAAUUCAUUGUGGCCUAAACCCAUUUGUCAAAUCAUGCACUCUUUUUGCAAAACACUAAACACAAACUUCUCACUAAAACACACAUUUCACACUGCAAUGCACUUGUUUUAAAUAUGCUAAAACAGGUAGGCAAAAGUUGAACACAACUACAACAUCGUUAUCAUCGAGUAAACACAACAACUCAAAAUUCUACACACUUUUAUCUAAUGGUAUUUUUUACCAAUUGUGUGGAUUGGAAACAGUCUGAGCGGCAGAUGAAGAGUAUGAGGAAGAAAAGGACACCAGAGACGAUGCUGCUGUAAGUGCUGCUUACAGUAAUAUUGAAAACUUACUAUUACUUGCAGUACUUACAGUAAAGUAUUCACUAUAUUCACUGAAUUAAACUUGUGAUUACAGUAAUAGAGAUUUUUAACAGUAUUUGUCAAGUGUGUUGUUAUGAACAAUAAACAUGUAUUUUU
Molecule: messenger RNA, 3761 nt
Organism: Paramisgurnus dabryanus
Lineage: Eukaryota; Metazoa; Chordata; Actinopteri; Cypriniformes; Cobitidae
Source: RefSeq, a predicted model, not a curated record